Messenger RNA from Penicillium arizonense, 1152 nucleotides. Its product is annotated as U2 snRNP complex subunit CUS2. The coding region runs from base 1 to 1152 and encodes 383 amino acids. The transcript has 6 exons. NCBI's taxonomy places the organism in Eukaryota, Fungi, Ascomycota, Eurotiomycetes, Eurotiales, Aspergillaceae. Gene Ontology annotation, cellular component: U2 snRNP; U2-type spliceosomal complex. The record is from RefSeq and is a predicted model, not a curated record. Gene Ontology annotation, biological process: mRNA splicing, via spliceosome. Gene Ontology annotation, molecular function: RNA binding.
AUGGACUCGGGAACCUCUGAAACUGCGAGCCGUGCAGGCUCCGUGCCUGCGGGCAGCUUCCCUACUGAUCCGUCGGAGUUCGAUAAGGAUCCGCGCGUGUCUUUCUCCAAGCUUGACAACCAGUACAUUCUGGAGACUGAUGAUGACCGUGAGUUCCUCUGGGAUACCGGUAUCAAGCGCUGGGUCGAGUCGAUCGACGAGGAGCUCUUGCGCCAGCAGCAGGAGGCCUACAAGGUCGAAGGCGUCGACGAGACUGAGCCCGCUCACCCCCGGGAUCGCAAGCGCAAAAAGCAGAACCAUGACGCGGCCAAUGAGCCGAAGCAGAAGAAGCCCCGCGUGAACUGCGCCGUUUAUGUCACCUCAAUCCCCCUCGACGCGACCAUGGAGGAAAUCAAUACUGUUUUCAAGAAGUUCGGACUCAUCACUGAGGAGAUCGACACCGGAAAGCCUCGGAUCAAGAUGUACGAGGAUGAAGCUGGUAACUUCAAGGGCGACGCCCUGGUCGUGUACUUCCGGUCUGAGUCGGUAGACAUUGCGAUCCAGAUGCUCGAUGAGACGGAUUUCCGUUAUGGUGUCACCGGGCCCGAUGGUCCGAUGCGAGUCCAGGCCGCCGAUGCUGCCUGGAAGAGUGAUGAGGCGAAUCAGCCGGAUCAGAACCAAAAGCAGUCGACCAGGUCCAAGACGGAUCAGCGAAAAAUUGCAGAGCGCGCAAAGCGAUUCAACGAGAAACUCGGCUGCUGGGAUUCCGAAGAGGAGGGCCAAGUCUACAACAAGUAUGCCCACAUGGUCACUUUGAAGCACAUGUUCACGCUUAAGGAACUGGAUGACGACCCAGCUGCCAUUCUUGAAAUCAAAGAGGAUAUCCGCAAUGAGUGUGAAAAGUUUGGCGAGGUUACCAACACUGUGCUUUACGACCUUGAGCCCGAGGGGGUGGUCACUGUCCGUUUUAAGGAUCCAGCUGCUGCCCGCAAUUGUGUCGAGGCCUUUUCUGGUCGCAAGUUCAGCGGUCUCGAAGUUGUCGCCUACGUCCAAACCAGCCGUGAGAGAUACCGCAGGUCUGGCACCCAACGCGAUGCCCUCGAGGGAAUUGAUACCGAGGCAGAGGAGCAGAAGCGUCUUGACCGAUUCGGAGAUUUUCUCGAGGGCAAGUGA